GAGGACCAGGAGGUAGAAGAUAUUGCCAGCUAUGGCAUUGACUGGAACGACUUGGAUGACCAGCGUCUAUUGGCUCAUCACAAUACUCAUAAUCCUGAGGAUGGUGAUUCAACUAAUCCAUUUGUAUCAAAUCAUCCUGAUUCUAAUCUAUCCCAUGUUGAGGUUCCUGUGUCCCGUUGUCCAUUUACAAACACUCAACUUCAGUCUUUUCUCUCUGAUGUCCAGCCCCUUCUUGAUUCUAGUCUCUAUAUUGAUAUGCACUCAUGCCAUCUACUUUGGAUUCAAACAUUAGCAUUAGUUUCUUCUAGUAGAACUGCAGCUGAUACUGUUACAUAG
Suillus subaureus is the source of this 336-nucleotide messenger RNA. RefSeq lists its product as uncharacterized. The record is from RefSeq and is a predicted model, not a curated record. Lineage: Eukaryota; Fungi; Basidiomycota; Agaricomycetes; Boletales; Suillaceae. The transcript has a single exon. The annotation marks the transcript as partial.